UAAAAAUCUCUUUCUCCCUUCUCUGUUUCUAGUUUCUUUCACCCCGUGCCUCCUUCUUUGUAGGCUGUACACAACACCAGAAACUUCAAAAGCCAAAAAAAAAAAAAGCAUCACCCCUUUCCCAUCCUAAUAAUCAUUGCCGACGAUGAAUGUUGAACCCCAGAAUUCUGAAGCAGAGAGCAGCUCAAACUCAUUCUCCUCGCCGCCAACUUCACCAUCAUCACCCCCUUCAAGCAGGGCUCUUAAAAAAUCAGUCUCACAGGGUGAGUCUCAGGGCCCAGAAUCAAAAAAGAUAAAACGCAUUCGAGACUCCAAUAAACAUCCUGUGUAUCGUGGGGUCCGUAUGCGUAGCUGGGGCAAAUGGGUUUCUGAAAUUCGCGAGCCACGCAAAAAAUCUCGCAUAUGGCUGGGUACAUUCUCAACCCCUGAAAUGGCCGCAAGGGCACACGACGUCGCUGCUCUGAGCAUCAAAGGGAACUCCGCCAUUCUCAAUUUCCCUGAACUAGCAAGCUCGCUGCCCCGCCCCGCCUCUGUCUCUCCGCGCGAUAUUCAGGCAGCCGCAGCAAAAGCCGCUCAAAUGGAUCAGUUUGACUCGCCAUCGUCAUCGUCCGCCUCGUUAUUGUCAUCUUCAUCUUCCAUGACCUCGUUGGUUUCGGCAAGGGAAAUGUGCAGUGGUUCGGAGGAAUUGAGCGAGAUCAUAGAGUUGCCGAGCUUGGAAACAAGUGAGGAGACGCGUGAGUUUAGGAAUGAGUUUGUGUUCAUGGACUCUUUAUCGGAUGGGUGGAUGGAUCAAUCACCAUGGUUACAGAGCAUGGAAGAUUGUGACGGGUACAUCGCUGAUCAGCUAGCAGUGCCAGCAGAGAGUGGAAUCAUAAAUAACCUCGAUAGUUUGCUCUGGAAUUACUGAGUGCCCUGUUUUUUUCCUUCUUCUUUCUGAAUGGUUGUGGUAUAUCUCUCUGGUUUUCUUUCUUUGUGUGCUAUGCCCUUGUGGUUUUUCAUCGAGGGGGGCUGCAACACAACACUGUCGUGUCUCUGUAUUUUCUGCGUUUUCUUUGGGAUUGCCUGCUCAUGCCUCCCUCCUUUUGUUAGAAUUGUAAAGGGUUAGGAAUAAAACGAAGGGGGAAUGUCAAUGAUUUUCUAUACCCGUUCCAGAAAUUUCAUUACGCCCGGCUACAUCCUUGGAAACUUGAAACCCUCAUCCGUGAGAUGAAAGCUACAUGCUUGGAAGAAAGAAGAAAGUAUCCACUGAAGAGGGAACGAUCGGAAAAACAAACACGGGAAUCUUGAUCAUAUCGUUGUUGACUAAAAGCUUAAUUUCCAAAAGUCGCCUCUCUCUUGACACACAGUUUUCUUUACGUUAAACAGAAUAUUACCAUUGUCAACGCAGAACAGAGCCCUGUGGGUAGGUUGAAUCGUCUAAGGUUAUACUCUUAAUUAAGGAAGAAGAGAUCCUUCUUCCUUUCUCCCAGUUAUGAGGAAUGAGAAGCUAAGUUUUGGUUAUGGCUGAUGCAAGAGAUGGUGAUGAGUGGGGGCCCAGCAUGUGUGUAUACGUGACAAUGAGCAUCCCCAUUUAUCCAUUCAUCUGUACCUGUACGGGUUGGUUAAAAGGAGGGGGGGGGGAAGAA
Neltuma alba is the source of this 1625-nucleotide messenger RNA. RefSeq names its product ethylene-responsive transcription factor TINY-like. Lineage: Eukaryota; Viridiplantae; Streptophyta; Magnoliopsida; Fabales; Fabaceae. Gene Ontology annotation, biological process: regulation of DNA-templated transcription. The transcript has a single exon. Gene Ontology annotation, molecular function: DNA binding; DNA-binding transcription factor activity. The coding region runs from base 146 to 907 and encodes 253 amino acids. The record is from RefSeq and is a predicted model, not a curated record.